GCUUCCGGCUGCUGAGUCCAACAUGGCGGCCGAUGCAGAUGAGAGUCAAUAUUUUGUGAGAGAAAUUGAGACAAACGACGGCUGUGUCUUGAGAGUGAAGCAGUGCUACUUGGGAGACGUGGGCUGCGUGGUCUGGGACGCAGCCAUAGUUCUGGCCAAGUACCUGGAGACCGAACAGUUCCAGGAUCCGUCCUCAGGACUGAACGUGUGGUCCGGCAGCACCGUGCUGGAGCUGGGAGCUGGGACAGGAGCGGUGGGUCUGAUGGCUGCAACGCUGGGAGCACAAGUCACAGUGACGGACCUGGAGGAUUUGCAGACCCUCCUGAAGGUGAACAUCCAGGAUAACAAGGCGCUAAUCAGCAGUGGAUCCAUAACUGCCAAGGUACUGAAAUGGGGUGAAGAUGUGUCUGAGUUCCUGCCUCCCCCACGUUAUGUCCUCAUGGCAGAUUGCAUCUAUUAUGAGCAGUCGAUUGUUCCACUGGUGGAGACCUUGAAGCUGCUUUGUGGACCAGAAACCUGCAUUAUAUGCUGCUAUGAGCAGCGCACUGAGGGCGUCAACCCAGAAGUGGAAAGGCGGUUUUUUGAGUUGCUGCAACAAAACUUCAGCUGUGAGAGGAUCCCGUCAGACAAACAGGACCCAGAGUUUAGCAGCCCAGACAUCCACAUUCUGCACAUCCGAAGAAAAGCACAAUAGUUUGUGGUGAAAUUCCUUUUUUUUAAUGUAUCACGUGGAAGUCAGAGAGUUAAAAGUCUUCUCAGCUUGUGUAAAAUAUUCAUUGUCGAUUGUAUUUUUCAAAGGAAGCGUUUUUAUAAUGUGGAAAUAAAUAUAUCUCUGAUGUUUGAUCAGAGUAAA
Messenger RNA from Stegastes partitus (bicolor damselfish), 853 nucleotides. It is a transcript of the gene vcpkmt, whose product is annotated as valosin containing protein lysine (K) methyltransferase. Gene Ontology annotation, cellular component: protein-containing complex; cytosol. Gene Ontology annotation, biological process: peptidyl-lysine trimethylation. NCBI's taxonomy places the organism in Eukaryota, Metazoa, Chordata, Actinopteri, Pomacentridae. Bases 23 to 694 code for a protein of 223 amino acids. The transcript has 5 exons. The record is from RefSeq and is a predicted model, not a curated record.